CAAUCAGUCCGAUACGGUGCAUCACUCCACAACCCCUAGCGGGCGCCUUGUUGACACUUGUGGACAAAUGUUCGGCGUUCUCCGCGACAUCAAUAUUGCACUGCUGGCGUCAAAACAACUUCAGUCUCCCUUUCAAUCCCAACUUUAAGAAGUUCUUGUUUCGCAACCACAGCACUUAUCCACUGGUUGGCCUUCUGUGCGCGACGAACACUAUGGGGCGCUGGACGCAGUACGACGAAGAUGACUACAGGCUCCCAGAAGGUGUGAAACGAGUUGGUUACGACGCCGACAGCGGGCGGUAUUAUUUUCACGACCGUGAAGGCUUGUUGUACAAAGGGCCAGAAGGCUCCGAAUUUGGAGAGCUCACGCUGGUGUCUGAAAUUCCUCCUUCCAUCCCUCAAGAGGUAGACGAAGACAGCGACUUGGAAGCUGCUCCUACCCGCACUGACGGUUACCAUAUUUUGGCCUUGGAUGAGCACGGUACGCGGUACAAUCUGCGAGGAGGAGCUUAUCGGACACUUUUCCCAUUCUUUCUCAUUAUCGCCGUAGUCUUAUUACUGGUGUGGCGUCUCGUCCUGUUGCCUACACGCGUCGCCCCCAUUCCAUGCCCUUCAACAACACUCUCCUACAUCGUGCAACCUGGGGACACUUGUUGGGAUAUCGCCACCAGCCACAAUUCUUCUUUAGACAAACUCCGCAUUGUCAACCCCAAAGUAGACUGCGACAAACUCAUGCCUGGUGACCGCGUUUGCGUCCCAGACGAAGGGAUGUCCAUUAGUGCCCGCUUUGUCCGCUUCUAAGGGUUUUCAAUUUCAAAAUGUCUUUCUCGCCGCAUAGUCUCAUUUGUACAUUACUGCUCAUCUCAUAUGGACAAUGUUUGGAUAUCACACGUUUGCCUUGUUACCUUGUCAGAAAUACACAAUAGCAGUUGCGAAGAC
This is a messenger RNA of Suillus paluster, 938 nucleotides long. RefSeq names its product carbohydrate-binding module family 50 protein. Lineage: Eukaryota; Fungi; Basidiomycota; Agaricomycetes; Boletales; Suillaceae. Bases 213 to 800 code for a protein of 195 amino acids. The record is from RefSeq and is a predicted model, not a curated record. The transcript is spliced from 4 exons.